Amblyraja radiata (thorny skate) is the source of this 2553-nucleotide messenger RNA. It is a transcript of the gene rab4b, whose product is annotated as RAB4B, member RAS oncogene family. NCBI's taxonomy places the organism in Eukaryota, Metazoa, Chordata, Chondrichthyes, Rajiformes, Rajidae. Bases 141 to 782 code for a protein of 213 amino acids. Gene Ontology annotation, molecular function: GTPase activity; GTP binding. The transcript has 8 exons. Gene Ontology annotation, biological process: Rab protein signal transduction. The record is from RefSeq and is a predicted model, not a curated record.
AGGGGGAGGGGAGAUCCGCCAUAUUGUGUGUGAAGGGCCCUGAGGCAGGCCGGCGCCUCCCCGCCCCAACACCAACCCCGACCCCAGCCCCGACACCAGCACCGGCAGCGGCAGCGGCACCGCCCCAGCAGGCCGGCACCAUGUCAGAGACUUACGAUUUCCUGUUUAAAUUCCUGGUUAUCGGCAGCGCGGGAACAGGGAAGUCAUGUCUUCUUCAUCAAUUUAUUGAAAACAAAUUCAAACAGGACUCCAACCACACCAUCGGCGUUGAGUUUGGAUCAAAAGUAGUUAACGUCGGGGGAAAGAGUGUUAAACUACAGAUUUGGGACACGGCAGGGCAAGAACGUUUCAGGUCAGUAACAAGGAGUUACUACCGGGGAGCAGCGGGGGCACUUUUGGUCUAUGACAUUACAAGCCGCGAGACAUAUAACGCACUCACAAACUGGUUGACGGAUGCCCGGACCCUCGCCAGCCCUAAUAUCGUCAUUAUUCUCUGCGGCAACAAGAAGGAUCUGGACGCGGAUCGAGAGGUCACGUUCCUGGAGGCGUCGCGCUUUGCACAAGAAAACGAGUUGAUGUUCCUGGAGACCAGCGCGCUGACUGGAGAAAAUGUGGAAGAAGCAUUUCUGAAGUGUGCAAGGACUAUCUUAAAUAAAAUUGAAUCGGGCGAGCUCGACCCUGAACGCAUGGGCUCGGGGAUCCAAUACGGUGAUGCUUCACUACGCCAGCUCCGGCAGCCCAGGAGCACGCAGGCACAGAACAGACAGCAGUGCAACUGCUAGGCACAGAGGUGGGGUCCUGAUGCUGCAGAACUUGUGCAAAAGCAGUGCUGCAAGUUGAUCAGUUUGCCGGUGACCUGUGGACCAGAGGGUGAAGCACUGCCCGUGGUUGAUGUCUCUGUGGCUUGGUGCCUUGCCCUGCGGUCUAGCGAUCCUCCCUGUACAGUAUACUGUGUGUCAUCUGCCUGUUUAGUGAGCAAAUCCUUUCAAUUCCAGUGUUUUAUAUUGCUGUACCCCUUUAGGUUGGCCUUCCUAAGCCACACGACUCCAGUGGGUGCACAGAAGGAAAAUAUUAUCCUCUUUUUAUCAAAAAAAAAGAGACCACACGAGAAGGUGUGUGGAAUGGUUUAGAUUCUCCCCUUUGGGCUGUUAAUUUUUUAUUUCAGUGAAGAGUGUUGCUACUGAACUCCUAACUAUACUGGCAAACUCCGUGCAAUAGAUUUUAUUCGCCACCGCCAUUUUGAGUGUGUUCAUUGUUCAAAGUGGCCGAUGUAGAUAGACUUUCUCCAUUCUCACAUAACCGCCACUUAUUGUGCUUUAGCACGAAAGGGCGCAAUGACAUUUAAUUUCACUUUGUUUCGCAGUUUGCAGCUUAAUCAACCUUGCUGGCAGCGCUGCCUUGGCACUUGAUGACUGGUUUCUGCUCUGGGUUUGGUCAUCAAGGCUCUUAUACAUUCAGGUUCUCUGCCUGCUAGUCUAAAGAUGCUCCCUAUCCCCAAAGUCGCCCGCUCCCGCCCCUUGUUUCCCAAUAUCUUGCAAAUCUGACGCUUGUUCCCCGCGAAGCUUAUUUGACCAUAUCACCUUGCACCUUUCUUCUGGUGCUCUGGUACCUGCCCUCUCUGUCCUGGGGCAAAGGUCCCAUCCCUGGAAACUUGGUACAUCAGACUGCUUGGCCAUUUGGGUAGAUUGUAGACAAAACACUUUUUUCCCCCCCACACACACACACCAAUAAUAUGCCAAUCUCAGUCCCGAUUAACGAGAGAAUUCCGCUUAUAUAUGUCACCUGUCCUGUUCAGAGGCAACCAUUUAGUUCCUGUUGGGUUGGGGAGGGGAAAUGGUUCUAAGAGUUAUCCUGAGGACAAUCCAAUCCCUCUCUCGUGGCUUGCAUUAGGGAAUGCCCAUCCCAGCUUGCAGUAGGGAAUGCCCAUCCCAGCUUGCAGUAGGGAAUGCCCAUCCCAGCUUGCAGUAGGGAAUGCCCAUCCCGGCUUACAUUAGGGAAUGCCCAUCCCAGCUUGCAGUAGGGAAUGCCCAUCCCAGCUUACAUUAGGGAAUGCCCAUCCCAGCUUGCAGUAGGGAAUGCCCAUCCCAGCUUACAUUAGGGAAUGCCCAUCCCAGCUUGCAGUAGGGAAUGCCCAUCCCAGCUUACAUUAGGGAAUGCCCUGGACCAGGCAGUAUUGGGGGGGGGGGUUGUCCAAAGUCCGUUGCAUUAGAACAUGAAUGUACAAGCACCCACUGCACUUCUGCACCACCCAGAGCAUUGGCCUCCUUGUCAACGCCCACCUUGGGCACGGUGACGUUUGACCCCACUUGUUCAGCGAGAGAAUGCCAUCUUUCGCUUGCAAAUAGCCCCAGCCGUGGCAGGCCCUGGGGAACCUAAAACCCUCACUCACACUGGCUCAGUGGGUGGUGGAACUGAACUGCCAUGCCUCCCUCCGUCCACCAUGAACGCUGACUUACAAACCCAACACCUGGUUUUGUCGUCAUUCCCGUCACCCCUUCUCCCCACCCUGAACGACUGAAGAGCAAACAAUACGUGGCACUUAGGUUCUGGAGA